This is a messenger RNA of Hemibagrus wyckioides, 1698 nucleotides long. RefSeq lists its product as uncharacterized. Gene Ontology annotation, biological process: negative regulation of T cell proliferation; cell surface receptor signaling pathway; cellular response to lipopolysaccharide. The record is from RefSeq and is a predicted model, not a curated record. Gene Ontology annotation, cellular component: external side of plasma membrane. The coding region runs from base 492 to 1193 and encodes 233 amino acids. NCBI's taxonomy places the organism in Eukaryota, Metazoa, Chordata, Actinopteri, Siluriformes, Bagridae. The transcript is spliced from 7 exons.
CCGAAUGUCUGUCUAAUGUCUGACUAUCAAACUAACUUCACCGCGGUACAUACACGCACUUCUGUUAUGACGAGAUACAUUUGUUUAAAGAUAACACGCUGCACGCCAAUGUCAGCUAAUUCCUUCAUUAUGCUGAAAAGCCAGUGUGUACAUGCAAAUAUUUACAUGUAUACAGGACAAAACGCGCAUUAAAAGGUUUAUAAAGACAAGAACACCCGGAACUUCCGAAAAAAAAACCCAGACCCUAACCUGACUUAUAGGAAAACAUCGACAUAGACGGAGCAGAAGGACUUCCACUGAAACGAAACUGGAAAUGAUCCUGGACUUUACAAAACCAUGCGGUCCCACGCUCUCUGUCUCUCUCUUCCACUGUCUGCGAGACAAAGACGGGAGAGAGGAUUAGAGCCUUCACAGCACUGAACAUACAGUAUGAGUGAUUAUACACUACAGGAGGACAUUUUCAUACAAAUCUCCAGCAGCUCUUAAACAUCAUGAACUCCCUACUAUAUAUAGGCAUCAUGUGGUUUGCGAGUGUAGCAGACUGUCAGAUAUCAGCUCGAGUGGGUUCCACAGUUAUCCUGCCGUGUGAGUGGAGGAACGUCUCCGUCCAAAUACCUCAUGUUCAGUGGAGCACGGUUUCUGAGACUGUGUUUGAGAGAAAGGGUGUGGAGCUGUACGAGGGUGAAGGAUAUAUGGGCCGUGUUGAUGUUCCUCAAGACAAGCUGCUUAAUGGAAACUGUUCUCUGGUGCUGAAGAACGUCAGACUCACUGAUGCAGGAACCUACGAGAGCUACCUGUCUGUGAGGCGUGUGAAGAGAUCCAGAUUUACAAAAUGGGUUUUAGUCCAGCAAGUCAAGCUCUCAGUUGAUGAAACACCUGAAGAGACUUUACAGGACAUUUCAGCUACCAGAGAAACGCCUGAGAAAAAUGUUAUCGUGUGGAUAACUGAUGAUGCAAGAGUGAAUUGUCCUGGACCUCAGAUCAUUCUCCUUUCUCUUCUUGCAUGUUUGUGUCCUUCACUUUUGAGUAGAUGUAACGUCUGGGACCCCGCCCUAUGCGGGGCUCGAACCCAGACGCCCGUGGUGUGUGUGCACACGCCAGCACACAGUAGAAUGAGACCCAUGCGCAGGAUUCAGCGAAGCACUGCUUUUAUUACAGUUAAGCCACGACAUAGGGAAACAAACGUAACAUGAGACAUGGCGUGGUUAACUAAACAAAACAAAGAUCUUAGCUUGGACAUAAAACUUGACAAAACCCCAACAGAAACCACGGUACAGAUAACAAUCAUGGACAAGGACACAAACACAAGGAUCCCUAUUUAUAGGGGUAGACAUUAGGGCUAAUGGGAUACAGGUGACACAAUCAGGAUAGGAACAAUAGGAAGGGCGUAACAAGAGACACACAAAGAAGCAGGCUUCCAGGGUUCACCUGCCAGCGCCCUCUCUGGGCCUGGCAGGGAACUGUCCAGCUGUUCCUGAAAGUAGAAGCAUCAGAGGAGCAACGUAACAUAAGUUAUAUUUAUAAAUGUGAAAUCGGAGGAUGGUGUCAUGGACUCCUUCCAUAUCCGUAAAUGCUAUUGUAACAAUAUCCUUAUUGUACAGAUUUCAUACUGUUCGGUGCUGUCUUGUACUGUUUGCACUAUUUUGCAUGUUGAACUUUGUUCCAAUAAUAUUCAAUUAAAUUAAAGAUGGUAAUUAA